CCAUUUUUGGCUUCACAUUUUUCAGUUUUUAUUACUUGCCUCAUUUUGGCUAUACCCUUCUAUGUUCAGCUCGAUUUGCUAUUGAAUGUGAUAGCAACUCACCUGAAACACUCACUAUAUAUUACACCCAGAUACAGAUACACAAAUGCAAAUCCCAAGUUUGCAUCUUUCUGUUCUCUAGUUCUUUUGGUAGUAGGAUUGAAACAGAGCAGGCCCAAGAUGAAGUUGUUUUGGGUUGGCAUUGUAGUAGUACUAGUUUUGACCAAAUUGGCUAAUGGGUUUGAGGAGCAUAGUUUUAAUGAAACAGAGCUGUCCUGGUUGGAGAGCUACGGAGAAUCCAAGGCUGCUCUAACUGGGUUGAUGGUAGGACUUACCCUUAUUCCAGGAGCUGGUGCCAAAGGAGCAGUCUGCCUGGAUGGAACCUUACCCGGGUACCAUUUGCAUCGUGGGUACGGGUCAGGAGCAAAUAGCUGGCUCAUCCAAUUGGAGGGAGGAGGAUGGUGUAACACCAUUAGAAAUUGUGUUUACCGCAAAACAACAAGGAGGGGAUCAUCAAAAUUUAUGGAAAAACAGGUGCAAUUUACCGGAAUACUCAGCAAUAAAGCUGAAGAAAAUCCAGAUUUUUUUAACUGGAAUAGAGUCAAGCUUCGCUAUUGUGAUGGUGCUUCUUUUUCUGGGGAUAGUGAAAAUAAGGCAGCACAACUACAAUUCAGAGGACAACGUAUAUGGUUGUCUGCUAUGGAAGAUUUGAUGUCAAAGGGCAUGCGCUAUGCUAAUCAGGCUCUUCUUUCUGGUUGUUCUGCUGGUGGCCUGGCAUCUAUUUUGCACUGUGAUGAGUUCCGGGGCUUAUUUUCAACAAGAACAAAAGUGAAGUGCCUAAGUGAUGCUGGAUUGUUUCUUGAUGCGGCUGAUGUUUCUGGUGGACGCACGCUCAGGAAUUUAUAUGGUGGCGUUGUUGGCUUGCAGGGGGUGCAAGAAACUCUACCACGAAUUUGUCUUAACCAUCUUGAUCCUACAUCGUGCUUCUUCCCUCAGAAUUUAAUCAACAGUAUUAAAACCCCACUGUUUAUACUCAAUGCAGCAUAUGAUUCCUGGCAGAUCCAAUCCAGUUUAGCUCCACCCUCAGCAGAUCCUCGUGGUUACUGGAAGGACUGCAGAUUAAAUCAUGCAAAAUGUUCCCCAAAACAGAUUCAAUUUCUGCAAGGAUUCAGGAAUCAAAUGCUGAAUGUAGUAAGACAAUUCGCAGUGUCUGAUAAAAACGGGUUGUUUAUAAAUUCAUGCUUUGCCCAUUGCCAAAGUGAGAGGCAGGAUACAUGGUUUGCUGACAAUUCUCCAGUCAUCAAAAACAAGGCAAUUGCACUAGCUGUCGGGGACUGGUAUUUUGAACGAACCGGUGUUAAGGGUACCAAGGCAUUUGAUUGUCCAUACCCUUGUGACAACUCUUGCCACAAUCUGGUCUUCCAACGAGCAUAGAGUAAUCAGCUGGCUCUUUUACAUUUUAAUAUUUAUUCCCCUCACUCUAAAUGAAAUAGUCUUGUAAUUCAAUUGAAAUUGAUAGAAGACAAUAAACCAGAAGGCCUGCUGAGAAGUGCAAAUGUCAUCAGCAAGCUCUUCAUAUUUUUAGGGGCUAAUGUAAUGUUUCCAAUAAACUCAUUCCUGUAUUAGUAAUUCCAAAUCAAUGAAAAUGUUUGCAACUCUUCAUUGCAGCC
Messenger RNA from Fragaria vesca subsp. vesca, 1709 nucleotides. RefSeq names its product protein notum homolog. The record is from RefSeq and is a predicted model, not a curated record. Gene Ontology annotation, biological process: cell wall organization. Gene Ontology annotation, molecular function: pectin acetylesterase activity. NCBI's taxonomy places the organism in Eukaryota, Viridiplantae, Streptophyta, Magnoliopsida, Rosales, Rosaceae. Bases 220 to 1473 code for a protein of 417 amino acids. The transcript has 12 exons. Gene Ontology annotation, cellular component: plant-type cell wall.